GGCAGGGGGGCCAUGGCGGUGCCGUGCCCUGACCUGCAGCCUGUCCCUGCAGGGCUGAAGCAGGAGCUGUUCCACCGGCACAAGGAGGCCCAGCAGUGCUGCCGCCCCCACAACCUGCCGCUCCUCCGCGCCGCCCAGCAGCGGGAGAUGGAGGCUGUGGAGCAACGAAUUCGAGAGGAACAGCGAAUGAUGGAUGAGAAGAUAGUCUUGGAACUGGACCAAAAAGUGAUAGACCAACAGAGCACGUUGGAGAAGGCUGGGGUGUCUGGCUUCUACAUCACCACCAACCCACAGGAGCUGACUUUACAGAUGAAUUUACUGGAACUGAUUCGGAAGUUACAACAGAAGGAGUCUGAGUCUGAGAAGGCUUUUUCCUGAACAAGCGAAUCUGCUGUUUGCUUUCCAGCAUGUUCUUCUGACUUCCCUCUAAACUAUAGGCCGUUCAUGCAUUUGCUUUAUGUUGUGUUAGGCAGAGGGUACUGGCUGUAGGGGACAGAGCUGAGGCCCGCAGAUAACCUUGGAGCCGAGCCGUGGCGCAGGGGGUGGUUGGGGAGGACCAGGCUACCUCUCCGGUCCUUGGAGGGAGACACGUGUGGCACGUCUCGCUGCGAUGACAGAGGGCAUUUCUCUGCCGCCGCGGUGGCCGUGAGGCUGCUCUGAGCCAAGAGAGACCAGGGCAGGCACCAAACCCAGCCCGGCGGUAGGUGGGUGCCCCCUGCAUUGAGGUGAAUCAAGCUGAGCAAUGUGGUCUCCAAAUUGCAGUCUCCUCUUCCCAUUCAAGGAGGAGGAGCCAGUGUCUCUGGCAGGGGAUGGCAGAGGGGAGUUCCUGUCCUACGGGACAGGGCAGCAAAGUGAACUCACUGUCCGGUGCCACCACGCCAUGGGAGGUGGUUGGCAGCUGGGGGAAAAAAGUCCAAGGUUUAUCUACAGGAAGAUGCUUCCAUGUGUGUUGAGGCAGAAACAUCCUCUUCAACAUGCAGACCCUUCCCAGAGAGACCUGCAGGCAGAUGUCAGCAUUGGCUUGGUUAAAGGAGGAUUUCAGGCCUCUGCCCCGGCAUUGCUGGACUGUGACAUUCACAGUGUGCCCACCCGGCUUGGAUCACAGAGAAGGCCUGAGAGCUUUUGCUUUGUUACUUUAAACCAGUUUCCAAAUGGAGAGAAAUAAAAUACAGUUGUCCCAUC
Messenger RNA from Calidris pugnax (ruff), 1182 nucleotides. It is a transcript of the gene DGCR6L, whose product is annotated as DiGeorge syndrome critical region gene 6-like. Bases 13 to 378 code for a protein of 121 amino acids. The record is from RefSeq and is a predicted model, not a curated record. The transcript is spliced from 3 exons. Lineage: Eukaryota; Metazoa; Chordata; Aves; Charadriiformes; Scolopacidae.